UAUCCGAAACAAUAUAAUAUGUCACUGUGGCAUCGUUGCCUUUCUGUCAACCGGUCAAGUUUUCGGAUUGUCUUGUCACAUCGCCACAAAUUGUACACUGAAUAAAUGAUAAAUGCAUGCAACACCAGCUAAUCGCAUUCGUGAUUAACCAAAGGUGGAACCAACAUGGCUGUUGUUUAGAGAGACAAGUGAAACAAGUGAGCGACGACGACUGAUUUUGUACAGGUGUUUUUACGAAUGUUGAGUGUUAGGGACGUUCAGGAUGUCUUCUUCAGCUAUCUUUAUUUUGGACGUGAAGGGGAAGGUGUUAAUAUCAAGGAAUUACAGAGGAGAUAUUGACAUGGGUGUAAUUGAAAAGUUCAUGCCUCUGCUGAUGGAAAAAGAAGAAGACAGUAUGCUUACACCAAUUUUACAAACAGCUGAAGCCACCUUCAGCUACAUCAAAACCAACAACUUGUACAUAGUGAGCAUAACGAAAAAGAACGCCAACGCGGCGCUCAUUUUCGUAUUCCUGCACAAAAUCGUGCAGGUAAUGUCCGAGUACUUCAAAGAACUCGAAGAGGAAAGCAUACGUGAUAAUUUCGUCGUCAUUUAUGAACUGAUGGACGAAUUACUUGACUUUGGCUAUCCGCAAACCACGGACAGUAAAAUCCUUCAAGAGUACAUCACUCAAGAAGGCCACAAGUUGGAAAUACAGCCGAGAAUCCCCAUGGCUGUGACCAAUGCAGUGUCAUGGCGCUCCGAGGGUAUAAAAUACCGAAAAAACGAAGUUUUUCUCGACGUAAUCGAAUCGGUUAAUCUCCUCGCCAAUGCAAAUGGCAAUGUUCUACGGAGUGAGAUCGUCGGCGCUAUUAAAAUGCGUGUUUAUUUGUCUGGCAUGCCGGAAUUGCGGCUGGGGUUGAAUGAUAAAGUAUUAUUUGAGAGUACAGGGCGCGGUAAGUCGAAGUCUGUCGAGUUGGAGGAUGUAAAGUUUCAUCAAUGCGUGCGCCUGUCACGGUUUGAGAAUGAUCGCACUAUUUCGUUCAUUCCACCUGAUGGCGAGUUUGAAUUGAUGUCAUAUAGACUAAACACGCAUGUGAAACCUUUAAUUUGGAUCGAAUCGGUGAUUGAGCGACAUGCGCACAGUCGUGUUGAGUACAUGAUUAAAGCCAAGUCGCAGUUUAAACGACGUUCAACAGCUAAUAACGUUGAGAUUAUUAUCCCGGUGCCUGCUGAUGCGGACUCGCCAAAGUUUAAGACUACAAUCGGUAGUGUUAAAUACGCUCCGGAGCAGAAUGCGAUUACAUGGUCGAUUAAGUCUUUCCCAGGUGGUAAGGAAUAUCUGAUGAGGGCGCAUUUUGGUUUGCCUAGUGUUGAAUGUGAAGAUCUUGAAGGCAAACCGCCGAUUCAGGUUAAAUUUGAGAUUCCGUACUUUACCACUUCUGGUAUACAGGUGCGUUAUUUGAAGAUUAUUGAAAAGAGUGGCUACCAGGCGCUGCCAUGGGUGCGCUACAUAACACAAAAUGGCGACUAUCAGCUCCGAACGAACUAAAGUCUAUCGUCGAUGGCUGCAACUUACUUUCACGUUUUACUACGUUUCUAUUAUCAAUUUUUAUGUUUUGUGCGCAUUAUUAUGUCGAUUGCAAUAUACGAGUCGUUUGAAUAUAUGAAUAACUGGCACAAUAUUACAGAAAAAUGAAAUAAAAAUACAACAUAUUUUAAAA
Messenger RNA from Dalotia coriaria, 1703 nucleotides. It is a transcript of the gene AP-1mu, whose product is annotated as adaptor protein complex 1, mu subunit. Gene Ontology annotation, molecular function: clathrin-cargo adaptor activity. The coding region runs from base 263 to 1531 and encodes 422 amino acids. Gene Ontology annotation, biological process: intracellular protein transport; vesicle-mediated transport. The record is from RefSeq and is a predicted model, not a curated record. NCBI's taxonomy places the organism in Eukaryota, Metazoa, Arthropoda, Insecta, Coleoptera, Staphylinidae. The transcript is spliced from 5 exons. Gene Ontology annotation, cellular component: clathrin adaptor complex; clathrin-coated vesicle.